AUGGCGGCGAGCGAGUACUCAACAGGACUGGAAUCGGUGGAGGCGGAGUCACAGUACCUUCAUGUUCUCUCUGCUUUCCUCGCCAUGGAACCGGUCGAUUCCGUCAUCUCUCUCGCGAGAGGGUGUACCGGAGGAUCAAUUACUGAUAAUGUUCAGAGAUUUCUCUGGGAAAUUUGCGUAAAAUCUGCUGUGAAUGGGAACGCAUCAUACGCGAAAAAGCUACUAAAGAGACUCAUAAAUGAAGUUGAGUUGGAGAAUGGUGAAGUAUUGGAUGAAGUGUACGAAGAGUAUGCUCUUCACAUGUCUGCGCCUUCUAAGGAAAAUAUAUUGGUGAAAGACAACAUAAGGAUCACAAAAUUCAUCUCUUUUCUUUUCCCGGAUGGUUCGUACGAACACCCGAGUUGUCCAAAGUCAGGGAAACUAGUUAUUCCGAUGCGAUGUUCGUUGAACAUGUUUGAAGGAGAUACCGGGUGUUCCAUCUGGCCAUCAAGUCUGUUUCUGUCAGAGUUUGUUCUGUCAUAUCCGGACUUAUUCGCCAAUAAAUCCUGUUUUGAGGUUGGUUCUGGAGCUGGCUUGGUGGGAAUUUGUCUUGCUCAUGUAAAGGCCAAGAAGGUGAUACUAACAGAUGGAGAUCUUUUAACUCUAACGAACAUGAAGCUUAACUUGGAGAGGAAUCGUUUAAACUAUGAUGAUGAGUUGCUCAAAGAACCAGGAGAGGCUCAGAGUACACGAGUUAAAUGCAUUCAUCUUCCGUGGGAAACUGCAUCAGAAAGUAAACUGAGCAAAUACCGUCCAGAUAUCAUUCUAGGCGCAGAUGUAAUCUAUGAUCUGUCAUGUCUACCUCAUCUUCUUCGUGUUCUGGUAGCACUGUUAAGGAGGCCAGCCAAAAGAGAGAGUGGCUCUCUCGAGACUGAAGACAGAGACACGGCACAGGAUGGUCGGAGCAGUCCCGUGGUGGCGUAUAUCGCGUCAGUGAUCCGCAAUGCAGACACUUUCAAUGCGUUCUUGGUACUUGUGGAUCAAAUGGACCUUUCCAUCACAGACUUGACUGGAGAACUUAAGCCUCCCUUGGAGCUUUUACCGUAUAUGCAUUCGUAUGACCGCUCAAGCAUCCGUCUCUUCUCCAUUUCCCCCAGAUAA
Molecule: messenger RNA, 1140 nt
Organism: Microthlaspi erraticum
Lineage: Eukaryota; Viridiplantae; Streptophyta; Magnoliopsida; Brassicales; Brassicaceae
Source: the annotation of a GenBank genome assembly